Molecule: messenger RNA, 579 nt
Organism: Acanthosepion pharaonis
Lineage: Eukaryota; Metazoa; Mollusca; Cephalopoda; Sepiida; Sepiidae
Source: the annotation of a GenBank genome assembly
AUGGUGAAACACUGUCGUGGAAAUAACCUACAUGAAGUCUGGAAUGAUAAAGGAGAAGAAUUUCUUGUCAGCAUGCCAACAAAAUUUCGCAAACAUUUUUACAUAAAAAAAGGAAUGUUCCUUAUUGUUGAACCUAUUGCUGAAGGUGUAAAAGUGAAGGCAGAAAUAAUUCGAAUUUUAUACAAGGAGCAAAUAAACUACAUUAAAAGUAUGGGGAAAUGGCCAGAAGCAUUUGCUAAAUAUGUCGUGGGGAAGAAAGAUGAGGGGCAAAUUCCAGCAGACAUGUUGCCGCCCUCUGACUCUGAUUCUGAUGCUGAAGAUCUUGGAUGCAUGGUAAACAAUUACAACAGAUAUGUUUACCCAACUCAUAUUCCUGUGUCAGACAGUGAUGAAACUGAAGAGGAAUCUGAGGAAGAAGACUGUGACAGCGUUGAGAACAACUCUGCAGGGGAGAUAACUGAGGAACCGGAUGACAAUGAACAUGACAGCGGAGAGAGAGCAACAUGUGAUGGUAAAUCAGAAACAAAGCAACAAAUAGAGAAUGUUUGCUCAAAAAUAUCCGAGAUUAAUGUGAGUUGA